Messenger RNA from Rhododendron vialii, 845 nucleotides. RefSeq lists its product as uncharacterized. NCBI's taxonomy places the organism in Eukaryota, Viridiplantae, Streptophyta, Magnoliopsida, Ericales, Ericaceae. The transcript has 4 exons. The record is from RefSeq and is a predicted model, not a curated record. The coding region runs from base 495 to 812 and encodes 105 amino acids.
GCCUAUAAAUGUUGCAAAGUGUAUGCCAGACGGGUGUUGAACCAACCCUGCUGCAGAGGGCAUAGAAAGAUUCAGCUUUAUCAGUGUUUCAGUAGUUCAAUAUGGGGAUUAGGAACAUCUUUGGUGCCAGAGAAAUUUCAGUAGUUCAGUGGCUUGGUUUUCUAGUACUGACAGGUUAUACACGUAGAAUUAUGUGUACAAAUAUCGUUAGUUAUAAAACAGACAUGUACAAAUACUGCUAAUUGAAGGCACAUGUAUCUUCUAUGGUUCAAUCCUGAUAUCAUCGGUUCUUAUGAGGGGAAAUCAGAUUUCACUUCGGGAAAGUGGGCAUUUUUAAAGGGAUGUGUACUUAGGAUACCAUCCCUGUAACUGUACUUCAUCGAGACUCACUGUUCUUCACCAAUCCUUGACUUUUGUACUAUAUUAAUUUGAGCUUGGCAUUGUUUCUUUUCAGGUUGGUUCAAUUGAGGGCAGGGUUGGUGUACAUCAUCUUGAUGAAUCGCAGCAAGCUAAAAAUUUUACUUUCAAAUGUCAUAGAGAGGGCAAUGAGAUAUACUCAGUCAAUUAACUGGACUUCCAUCCUGUCCAUCACGCGUUCGCAACUGCAGGAUCUGAUGGUGCUUUUAACUUUUGAGAUAAGGAUAGCAAACAGAGGCUUAAGGCAAUGUCAAGAUGCAGUCAACCUAUACCUUGCAGUGCUUUCAAUAGUGAUGGCUCGAUCUAUGCCUACGCGGUGUGUUACGAUUGGAGUAAGGGUGCAGAAAACCAUAACCCAGCCACCGCAAAGACCGACAUUUUCCCGCACUUGCUAGAUUUAUAGACAUCAUCAUGCAUUAUUCUCAAAU